CAAGGUUGAACCCCGAUGACCCGUGCUUCCUGCUAUUUUUCUUCGCAUGAAUGGGAGAUCAAGUGCUUGGCAAAAAGCGGCAGUGAAAUUGACCAAGUGUCGAGUCAUUGGCCUCGGGCUGUACUAACACUUAAUUCAUACCUUCACCAUCACAGGCAUGGUGUCGACGUUGGACGUAGAGGCGAAGUACGAGUUGAUCACGCGGAGGCUCCAAGAAGUUCUAGGCGGUGACUCGAUCAAGGCCAUUCUCGCAGAAGGUCGACCACCAAAGGCUUACUGGGGUACCGCACCAACUGGAAGACCACACAUCGGCUACUUCGUCGCAUUAACCAAAAUCGCUGAUUUCUUGAGAGCUGGCGUGGAGGUCAAGAUCUUACUUGCUGAUGUACACGCUUUCCUCGACAACCUAAAGGCUCCUUUAGAGCUUGUCGCCCACCGGACAAAAUACUACGAAUUUAUCCUCCGCACCGUCUUCACCUCAUUAGGGAUACCCACAUCAAAACUAAUAUUUGUUCAAGGCUCAGAUUACCAGCUUACUCGAGAAUACAACCUCGACAACUAUAGGUUAUGCGCAACCGUGACAGAGCAUGAUGCGAAGAAGGCAGGCGCAGAGGUCGUAAAACAAGUCGAGAGUCCUCUUCUCAGCGGCUUGCUUUACCCUGGCUUGCAGGCUCUUGAUGAGCAGUACCUCGGUGUUGACUUCCAGUUUGGUGGGGUCGAUCAGCGUAAAAUUUUCACGUUCGCAGAACUCUAUCUUCCUCGAUUAGGCUAUGCCAAACGCGCCCACCUCAUGAACCCCAUGGUUCCAGGUCUCAUGGGGGGUAAGAUGUCAUCUUCGGACCCAGAUUCGAAGAUAGACUUCCUUGACCCUCCCGAAGCUGUUAAGCGCAAGAUCAAGAAAGCUUUCUGCGAGGAGGGCAAUAUCACAGAGAAUGGACUUCUCGCGUUCACCAAAGCUGUACUGAUACCGAUCAGUCAGCUUCGCAUCGAGCGGCGGAAGGGUGAGACAGGUGUUGAUAGUGAAGAAGGUCAGGGUGCGAUUGGCGACCAAAACCCAUUUAUAGACGAUGAUGCACCGGAGGGGACUGUGUUUACCAUCAGACGAGAGGGGAAAAUCGGUGGUCCCCCAAGUCAUUACAAGGACUCCCAGGAGCUAGAGGAUGAUUUCUCAGCGAAGAAGAUUCACCCUGGUGAUCUCAAGACAGCUGUUAACAAGGCGAUUGAUAGCUUGUUGGCGCCGAUUCGGAAAGCCUUUGCUGAGUCUCCAGAGUGGCAACAAAUAGAGAAAUUGGCGUACCCAGAUCCAAAUGCAAAAGCGGAACCUAAGAAGAAAAAGGAAAAGGUGUACCAUCCGCCUCCACCAGGGAAAGGCAAGAAUGCCCAGGUAAACAAAGUAUCUACCGAAACGAGUGAACCGCCUCCCACUAUCGGCGAAAACACUCAACCGGGCGCUACUGGCGAGCUCUAGGAUGAUUUUGAUUAGCUAUAAAGUGAGAAGUACGACGCAUGGAAUGUAUGAUUGACAUGGAUAUGCACGAAGUAAAAAGAGUGAUUAGAUGCGGGAACAAGUAGGUUAUGGGUAAGAUGCAUUGUUUGGUAUAGCGAAAUGAAGGUAGAGGCAGCAGAUCAAGAACCUCGUUGGCGGUCUUUUUCUCGACUGCUCUUUGUGUCGAUCCUCACGUAUUCGCUCUCGUCUGCGUUUCCGUCUGCGUCCUUUUUGACGCCCACGUAUGAUUCUCCAAGAAUUUGCAUCGCAACAGCCCGCAACUGAGCUUUAGGGCGUGAUACUGUUGGGUCUUCGAGGACGCGGUCACAAGUUUCGCGCAAUACAGACUCAAUUUCAAGUUUCGUCCCCUGUCAGUGUCGUCAGACGUGUCA
This is a messenger RNA of Suillus clintonianus, 1878 nucleotides long. RefSeq lists its product as uncharacterized. Gene Ontology annotation, biological process: tyrosyl-tRNA aminoacylation. The record is from RefSeq and is a predicted model, not a curated record. The transcript is spliced from 7 exons. NCBI's taxonomy places the organism in Eukaryota, Fungi, Basidiomycota, Agaricomycetes, Boletales, Suillaceae. Bases 158 to 1468 code for a protein of 436 amino acids. Gene Ontology annotation, molecular function: tyrosine-tRNA ligase activity; ATP binding.